AGGAAAACGUCUGACAGUGUGACUUCUGGGCUCCUGGCCCUCCUGGCAGUUAGCACAGCUGCUUGGAACGCUGCCUAUGGUUUUGGGCGUGUGAACGAAUGUUGUGGCGUUGCAAUGCGUUUUAAAUUUGUUUUUUUAACAUUUUUAGUUUUGUAUUUGUUUUCAGGUUUGAUAAGGAAUUGUGAAGGGCAGCAUAAUGUAGAAGACAGCAACAGAAUUGUGUGGUGCACUAUCAACCCUGAGGAGCAGCGGAAGUGUCUGAACUUUGCACAGGCUGUUGAAAGGGACUGGAAUCUGUUUGGAUCUGCAGCAAUGAGGCUAGAAUGUAAACAGGGCUUCAACAAGGAAGAUUGUAUGACAUAUCUUGAUGAAGAAAAGGCACAUGUAACUAGUCUGGAUGCUGGAGAAGUAUUUGUUGCUGGGCGAUACCACAGCCUCAUUCCCAUAAUGCAUGAAGUGUACAGUGGUAACCAGAAAACAUAUUAUGCUGUUGCUGUUAUCAAGAAGGGCACUUUGGCUGAUGUACGAACACUACAAGAUUUGCGUGGGAAAAAGGCUUGCUUUGCUGGAGUUGGCACUCUAGCAGGAUGGGUUAUCCCAAUCUAUAUGCUUAUGCAGAGAGGUGGCAUGGAUGUGAUUGACUGCAACAAUCAUGUCAAGUCUGCAAUAAAAUAUUUUGGACCAAGUUGUGCAGUAAAUUCUCUUAUAGAUAAAUACAACCCAAUUGGUGAUAAUUCAGACAAGCUAUGCAAGUUGUGUAUAGGGAAGAUUCCUGGAGAUUGGUGUUCCAGUGCAGAUCCAUAUUUUGGGUUUGAAGGAGCAUUUCGAUGCUUGGUGGAAGCAGGAGAAAUUGCAUUUUUAAAACACACUACUGUUGAGGAAAUGACUUCAAACCAAUUUGAUUUCAGUGGUGUGUCAAAGUCAGACUUUGAACUACUUUGUCAGGAUGGCUCACGGAGACCUGUAGAUGAAUAUCAGUCCUGCUACUGGGAUGUGGUCCCAACUCAUGCUGUUGUCACAACUUCAGCCAAAUCUCCUGAGUUGCGGAGAAACUACCAACGCUUUCUCAAGAAAGCAGUUGAUAUGUAUGCCACACCCACAGUAAACCAGACACGUACACAGAACUUCCCAAAUGACUCAUUUAAUAUUCAACCAUUGGUGCCAUAUGAGUCAUAUAAUUUAUUUGAAUCUGCACCAAGAUAUGGCCUCCACCACAAUUUACUGUUGCAGGAUGUUGCGGUUGCAUUGUCUCCACUGAGUGAGUCACAGCAGACUUAUACUGGCUAUUUAGGAAAUUCACUUAAUACUAUCCUUGGUGUACGUCAUUGCCCAGUCAACAAAAUGACGCUUUGUGUCACAUCAGACCCAGAACUGGAAAAAUGUAUCAAGAUGAGAACAGCUUUGAAGGCGCAACUGCUGAAACCAGAAAUGGUCUGUCACAAAGGCCACAGCCAAAUCAACUGCAUGCAGGCUAUAAGCAAUGGGAUUGCAGAUGUGGCAGUGUUUGAUGCAGGUGAUGUGUAUACUGCAGGACUGAAGUAUGACUUGAUUCCAUUCAUCUCAGAAGUUUACAAUCUGGGAGAGCCUGAAUAUUAUGCAGUUGCUGUGGCCAAAGAAGAAGAUCCCGACACUGAGCUGACCUACUUAAAGGGUAAAUACACGUGCCACACUGGUAUUAACACAGGUGCUGGUUGGAUUGUUCCACUUGCCUUCCUUAUUUCAAAUGGCUGGAUCCGCAGCUAUGGAUGCAAUUCUAUACGUGCAGCUGCUGAGUACUUCACAAAGUCAUGUGUGCCUGGAGCCCUGAGCUCAGAGUAUAACACUGGUGUGCCUUAUGAUAACAUGUGUGAUCUGUGCCAUGGAACAAGCUAUCGAUAUUGCAGAAGAGAUGCAUCGGAAGACUACUUUGGGUACACAGGUGCAUUUCGCUGCUUGGUGGAGGGUGGUGGCCAAGUUGCUUUCCUGAAGCACACAACAGUUAUGGAAAACACAGAUGGGAAGAGGAAGGAGUGGUGGGCUCGGAAUGCUCUCACAGAAGAUUAUGAACUUCUUUGUCCUGAUGGUACCCGUGCUCUUAUGCAAGAAUAUGAGAAGUGCAACCUUGGAAAAGUCAAAGCAAAUGCAGUUGUGGCCCGAGGUGGUAAUGGCUACAAUGAGACUGAAUUGAAUGCAUUUAUAAAUCUCUUUAUUUAUGCACAACAGUUUUAUGGACGCAGAGACCAGGAUGACUUCAGUUUUGGCAUGUUCUACUCACCACCUCCCUUUAGUGAUCUGAUAUUUCAAGAUGCGGCCCAACAGUUGCAAGUGAUUGAUUCAUCAUAUCGCAGCUAUGGAAGAUACUUGGGAAAAGACUUCCUUCGAGCUCGCAGAGUGGUAGAUUGUCAUGCAGGAGCAACUAUUGUUAAACUGUCUGUUGUAUGGAUCUGCAUUAGUACAGGUCUGUCUAUUCUGAUGAUCUAGGACAAGUUUGCCUUGGUGUUUCAUGUUUAGUGAGGCAUUUGUUGAUUAUGAGUAUGUCAGUAAAACACUGGUAAGCAUGGAGAUGUGGAUAUCAUUGUUCAAGAAUGUUGAUUAUUUUGUGAUGUUUUAGAAGUGUUUAUAUGGUAUGUGUCCAUUUUACAAGAUGAUCUUGUUUUACUGGAGAGGAGAUUCCUAUAUGUUAACAUUUACAAAUUAAUGCAUAUGUAACUCUCCUGCAAAAUUAAUAGAGACAAGUGCAUGUCUUUUAAAAGAAUAUAAAUUACUUGAAUUGGUCCCUGUAAGCAAUGCCUUGUACUCACACAUGGGAAGGUGAAUGAUAUUAGAGUGUAUGACUUAAUGAAGAGUAAGUUGGAAAUUGUUGUAAUUCAGCAUUUGUCUGCUACUGAACCUUCCAACUGCAAAAUAAAUUUGGUGUGCUUAUGCGUGUAA
Cryptotermes secundus is the source of this 2910-nucleotide messenger RNA. It is a transcript of the gene Tsf2, whose product is annotated as melanotransferrin. Lineage: Eukaryota; Metazoa; Arthropoda; Insecta; Blattodea; Kalotermitidae. Bases 115 to 2460 code for a protein of 781 amino acids. Gene Ontology annotation, cellular component: extracellular region; early endosome; recycling endosome. Gene Ontology annotation, biological process: iron ion transport. The transcript is spliced from 15 exons. The record is from RefSeq and is a predicted model, not a curated record.